AAAAGUCCAAAAAAUUGGCGCGGAUGCACGUGCAGCUACUGCCUCCUCCACACAAACAAACUGUCAGUCAUAGGACAGCAACAGCAACAGCAUUGCUCGACGACGGAAGGCCGGGAGCAAUGAGAGCAUGGUUCUCAAUACGCUGCCGGCUGAGCUCAUCUCCGAGAUCGCGCUCGCGGCCGAAGAGCUCGACCCCAACGUCCACCUGACGCUGGCCUCUGUAUGCUACCACACGCGGCAGGCUGUCCUCGGGCAUCUGUACCACAGCAUCUGCUGCCCCACUGCCCAGUCGCUGUCGACGUUUGCCGACCUGCUUGACGCGUCGCCCGAGCUGGGCGCGUUGAUUCGAUGCCUCAGACUCGGCCCCUGGGACAUCCUAGCAUCAGCAUCGACGUCGUCGCACGACUUCUCGGGUGUCAAUCCAAAAGCGACAGGUAAGCGAGCCUCAGAGGCCGGGCGCAUCUUGGCCAGGUGCUCGAGGCUCGACGAGCUCGUCAUUUGGGAUGCACUACUGGGUCGCCCUGGCCUGGCGAGCCUGCACGAAGAAGCGAGAUUGAAGCGGCUCAGCCUGCCCUAUCUCUGGCGCGGCGGGCACACUAUCCCCUGUUCCUCGGCGCCUCUGAAGAGGAGCGUGGCCCAGGCUGCGGCUCCGACAAGGGUCACACAGAGGUCUCCGGCCGCCGUCAUGCCCCAGCUGGAGCAGCUUGAGGUACUCGAGGUGCUGCUGAGCGGCCUGACAAGCUCCGACAUUGCCUCGAUCGCCACCUUCUCUCACCUCCGGGUCUUCCGCUGGUUCUACCGGCCGCUAGGUCUGUCCGAGAUUGAGGUCCUCUUUCGCAAACUCGACGAAGAGUGGAAGGUGAGGGGGACAAGGCCCAACGAUAUGGAGAUCUUCAUUGCGGCCAACAACGGCAAACUGGCCCAGAUGGAGGGCUGGCUCGCCGCGCACUCGAGCGGCUCGAUUGGCCUUGACGAUGCCUUCGUGCAAGAAGUCACCCACGCCAUGGCGGACAUGGAAGUCGUCGAGGGCGAAAGGGACCCAGAGACGGACUUUCUAAACGCGAGGAGGGCCGCGGGCAGAGAGGGCUUUGUGCCGGGCGCGGCGCCUGUCUUCAAUCGGCCUCAGGUCUCAUCCGAGCCUGCGCCUGUGCAGGCUCAGGCGCAUGUACCGGCAACAACGACGACGCUAAUGCCGCCUUCUUCGGCCCAUACGAGUCACACACCAAGAUCGACACCCUCAAUGCCAGAAGCCGGCGCACCACCUCGACCAGACUUCAUCCUCGGAGGCUUCCCCACCGAAGACGCGGAGGAUGUCUAUGCGCGAAGGCUGUCCGAAUGGCAGAGACGGCUGGAGGAGAGGCAGGAAGGGGCUUCAAACGGCCUCAACAAGGCGCCAGAACCAACCGAUUACCUUGGCAUGGCCGGCCAGUGGCUUCGCGAGGGCAAGCUUCAUUUUGAUCUUCGCCGCUGGCGCGCUGCCGUCAUGGCGUGGGAGCUGCAGUGGGCAGACGUCUGGGAGCGUUACGAAUUUGCACUGGAGAGAGGCAGGCCGCAAGGGCAGGCACAGGCGCAGGCGCAGGCGCAGGUGCAGGCGCAAGCAAACGAUGCAGCGUCGCACGGAAGGAGUAAUCCAAAUAAUAAUUGCUCCGAGACCCUCUUGUCAGGAGAGGAUCAGCAGGAACCGUUUUUGCUCGCACAUCUCGCCGACGCUGUGCCAUAGCGCGCAUCUCGCCCCCAUCAGCUGAAUGAAUUCUCGGGCAAUCCCCCCCCUCGUCGUGGAUUUUAUUUUCCUCAAAUUGGGCCCUGAUCCCUGCUGGAAAAUUGAGCCGGCGUUGACAUCCUAACAUGUCGGCCCUAGCAGUCUGCCGGGAUGUUGCGUACAGGCCCGGGGGGAAAUUAUUACCCGAGCGCGCGCAAACCUCACCGGUAA
Messenger RNA from Acaromyces ingoldii, 1930 nucleotides. RefSeq lists its product as hypothetical. The coding region runs from base 128 to 1720 and encodes 530 amino acids. NCBI's taxonomy places the organism in Eukaryota, Fungi, Basidiomycota, Exobasidiomycetes, Exobasidiales, Cryptobasidiaceae. The transcript is spliced from 2 exons. The record is from RefSeq and is a predicted model, not a curated record.